Rotaria sordida is the source of this 318-nucleotide messenger RNA. Lineage: Eukaryota; Metazoa; Rotifera; Eurotatoria; Philodinida; Philodinidae. The record is from the annotation of a GenBank genome assembly.
AUGCCUGAAAUUGAACAAAGAUUAGAAAAUGAUGAUUUAAUGCUAUUAUUUGGUUAUGAUCUUAUAAAACAGUGUUCAAAAAGAAAAGAUACAUUAAUUGCUUAUCCAAUUGAAAUAUGUAUUCGUCUAUUAGAAAAUAGUUUAAAUGAAGAAAGAAAACAAAAAAAAAUUGUUGCUGAACUUAAUUUACAAACAAUUGAUAGGGGAACAAGAUUAAAUGAACUUAAUUAUGAUCCACAUGUUCCUGCAAGUACACUUAAACAAUAUUUAAGAGAACUUCCUGAUCGUUUACUUACAACUGCACUUUUACCACAAUAG